GAUACAUUGAUAUGUACGUGUUGAUUUUAAAAAAGGAAGAAAAAAAACAUCCAUACCAUAGAUAGAAGUAGUGAUGGCAACUUGAAACUGAAACUUCAAAACGUGUUCCGAAUCGGUGACGUAUAUUUUCAGUGAACCACUGCUUCGGAAGCGCUCUCUCUGGACCUAUCGGGAACUUGCCGUUCUUUUGCGUUCACUCUUUCUCCCAACCAAACGAGGCCCUUCAAAGUAUUCCCAUCGGCUGUGACAAAAUAAUCCUGACCGAAGGGGUACGCAAUCAAAAACAACAAGCUAAAGAGCAGAGACGUGGAAGAUGAGGUGAGGAAAUCCAGGCCACGAAGAGCAACUGUAAAACUGUAAAAAGAAAAUGAGGUAUCCCGCAGACGUCACUAUUAAAGAGCUUCACCCUCAGAAGCGCGAUCCCCUCCACGUCAAACAGGAGGAGUCGGAGAUGCCGUACAUUAAACAGGAGAAGCCAGAGACCCCCAGCAUUAAAAAAGAAGAACAGGAAGAUCAAAUCACAAAGUGUCCAAUAACUGUCUGUGUGAAGAGUGAAGAAGAUGAAGGUCCAAGCGAAAAGAGUGGAGCAGCGAACCCUUUGAGCGACAGCUCAUUUCAACACCCGACAACAGAAGAAGAGGGACAAUCGCAACCUGACGGUUUGAUAGCGCCGCUCUCAGACAGUGACGACGUAACUUCACACUCUUCUGAUUUUAACACUGAUGAGGAGGAUAAAGACUUUGACCAAAAUGUUUCAAAACCCUUAAACAAGUCCUCAUUGAAAAGAGGCACAAAAGUGGUUGGGAAACCUUUUACCUGCUCACUUUGUGAUAAAACAUAUUCUCAGAAAAAUCACUUACAAAGACACAUGUACACACACACCGGGGAGAAGCCUUUCGCCUGCUCAUUUUGCGAUAAAAGAUUCGCUGAGAAGUCACAUUUAAACAGACACACAGUGGCCCACACUGGAGAAAAGCCUUUUCCCUGCUCAGUUUGUGAUAAAACAUAUUCUGAGAAAAAUCACUUACAAAGACACAUGUAUUCACACACCGGGGAGAAGCCUUUUCUCUGCGCAAGUUGUGGUAAAAGAUUCAUCGAGAAAAGAGAUUUAAACAAUCACACAAGAACACACACGGGAGAGAAGCCUUUUCCCUGCUCAGUUUGCAAUAAAAGAUUCUCUCAGAAAGUACUACUAAACUCUCACUUUAAAAUACACACUGGAGAAAGGCAUUUUGCGUGCUCCGUUUGUGAUAAAAGAUACUUCAGAAAGUCACAUUUAAUCAGUCACACAAGGACACACACUGGAGAGAAGCCUUUUCAAUGCACAUCUUGUGGUAAACAAUUCACUCAUAAGGGAUGUUUAAACAAACACACAAAGAAACACACUGGAGCGAAGCCUUUUGUCUGCACAUCUUGUGGUAAAGGAUUCACCGAGAAGGGACAUUUAAACAGACACACACUCACACACACUGGAGAAAAGCCUUUUGUCUGCACAAGUUGUGGUAAAAGAUACCUCGAUAAAAGAGAUUUAAGCAAUCACAUGCGUACACACACUGGAGAGAAGCCUUUUGCCUGCUCUCGUUGCUAUAAAAGAUUUUGUACAAAGCAAAAGUUAACAAAACACAUGCGUACGCACACCGGGUGAAAAGGCUUUUCUCUGCACACUUUGUGGUAAAAGAUUUACCCGGAAGGAACAUUAAACAAUCACUCAAAAAGACACGCUUAAUUUACUUACGUCUUACUGCUUUUCACAAUUUAACUUCUGAUUGUCAACAAUACUUAGAUGUUUCCCUUCUUUUUUGUUGUUGUUGUUUGUCCAAUUUCCAACCUUUUAUCUGAGUAGUUUCAGGGUAGAUUUUUUUAUUUGUCUUGUGCAUUGUAAUCAUUUGAAAUCUGCUUCAUUGUAGAAGGACUGGAACUUUUUAUUUUUUUACUUGUAAACUGUUUUUAGCGCUCUGUUCUGUAAAUAUGGGUUGUAUAUACUUGGCAUGUGCCGAUUACCGGUUUGAAGGUAUACCUUGGUAGGAAAAAUGUCAAGGUUUCAAAACUGCAAAAAAAUUCCGUCAUACAGUCCCCAAUGUAUUAGCUAUUUUUUAUAUUCCAAAAAUACAUAGAGAAAUCCCUUGCUUGCAGCUGUAAGGCUCAACCCUCCGCCACCGGUUGUUGCUCAGUGUCAGUGAGUCACCUAUGCUACACAAUGGCUGGAGGAGGUGAAACUCUUGAACUUUUUCCCCUCCAUCGAAAAAAACUAAAUUGCUGCUAUGGCAAUACUUUGUCUACAGAGUAACUUUUCUGUAGCCAAAAAUGCCCGUGAGGCCCGACAGACAUUUCAAACAUGUUUUCGGAGGGCGACUGCCAAGGAGGCAACACCUCCAAUAUGAUUUCGCAUUUAUACAAAAUUAAAAGUUAAUAAACACGGUCAUGAAUGUUUCUCUCCAGCUACAAGAGUUAACUCUAGCAUGUUUAGUGUGUCUAGCAGUGGUAAAACAAGGGUUUCCCCUACAUAUAAAACAUUGUGGCACACCACCACACCAAAAUAAAUAACACCACAACUUGCAAAAGAGAUUUUUUUUUUUUUUCAAGGAUGUUUCAAACUAGCAGCACCCUAGUGUGAAGGGUUCAGCAGCAACCUAUGCAUUGUGUAUUCUCAUGUCCGUAACUAAGCGUGAUCCCCUUAAGAGUCAAGCUGUGACGUAGAAGGAAGCGAGGUGGAGAACGGGCGAGAUAGCGGUUGCAUGUCGCGACAGCCCGUUGUUAUUUUGUUUUUGUUUUUCUUUGUUAUUGUUGCCAAAACAAAGUGGGAAAACCAAUACUGACCCCCCCCCCAAUCCGGUGCAUUACAGUAUUUUGGAUGGGACUUUUCGGCGAAAGUGAGCGGUGGACGUCUGUCUUGGACAGACUUAUUAAUGUGUUUUGUGUCACUGAUCUGAGCGAUGUGGAGGGAAAAAUUGCAUUGUGAACUAUGGUCAUUAUGUGGGAUGGGGAACAUUGAAAGAUUUUUUUGAUAUACAUGAUUAUUGGCACAGUUUUUGGAUUAAGUUGAUUUUUUUUUUGCUUACAACUUCAUCACAUUUAGAAAAAAAACUCGCUCACAGGGAACAGAUGAUGCUGGUGUGCAUAAAAAAUGUUUUGCUAAAUAGAAUAAAUGAGGGUACACAUUCUGAUGGUAAAUGAGUGGGUUUUCGCCAUUCCCAGUGGUGGAUCAGCUGCUCUUCCUUUGUUGCAUCUGCUGAGGCAUUCCUUGACCUCCUGGUAUCAGAUGCAUCUCUGUCCAGAGUAUCGAGACUGAACUUUAAUUUUGCCAGCAACGUUAAUGUUAUGUAAAUCUAGGGCAGAGGUCGGCAACCCAAAAUGUUGAAAGAGCCAAAUUGGACAAAAAAAUAUAUAGUCUGGAGCCGCAAAAAAUUAAAAGCCUUAAAUAAGCCUCAUAAUGAAGGCAACACAUGCUUUGUAUCUGUAUUAGCUAUAUUAGCCUACUAUCAAAAUGACUAAGUCGGCUAAAAAUACAUAAUGAGCCUUCAUGAUUUAAUGUUUAUUUUUUCCUGAAGUGCAUCCAACGCACCACGUUACCACUCUGUUGUAUGAUGCCACCUCAAGUUUAACUUUAUAACAAU
Molecule: messenger RNA, 3614 nt
Organism: Corythoichthys intestinalis (scribbled pipefish)
Lineage: Eukaryota; Metazoa; Chordata; Actinopteri; Syngnathiformes; Syngnathidae
Product: gastrula zinc finger protein XlCGF57.1-like
Exons: 3
Coding region: 368-1645 (425 amino acids)
Biological process (GO): urogenital system development; embryo development; regulation of transcription by RNA polymerase II
Cellular component (GO): nucleus
Molecular function (GO): RNA polymerase II transcription regulatory region sequence-specific DNA binding; DNA-binding transcription factor activity, RNA polymerase II-specific
Source: RefSeq, a predicted model, not a curated record